ACGAGGAGGAUUGAAGAAAAAUUUUCCAAACAAUUGCAUCAUAACUUUUUCCAGUCGAACCGUGCGUGGUCCAUUGUGUCCAUUGUGUGCUAGCUCGCUCGAAAAUGUUGAAGGCAGCCAGAUAUCUCUCCCGUACGCUGGUGGAAAACCGCGGACUGCUGUCGAAUAGAGAAGCUCUGUCUAAUAAUGUGCUGGCCCGUUUUAAAUCCGACCAGGUUAAGGGUGCCGUCAUUGGUAUCGAUCUGGGCACCACAAACUCCUGCGUCGCGGUGAUGGAGGGCAAAAAUGCCAAGGUCAUCGAAAAUGCCGAGGGAGCCCGUACCACACCGUCACAUGUUGCAUUCACGAAGGAGGGUGAACGAUUGGUGGGCAUGCCGGCAAAGCGUCAGGCAGUGACCAACUCCGCCAACACAUUCUACGCCACAAAGCGUCUGAUCGGGCGCCGGUUUGACGAUGCGGAAAUCAAGAAAGAUUUGGCAAACCUGUCGUACAAGGUGGUGAAAGCUUCGAACGGUGAUGCCUGGGUGCAGGGAAGUGACGGUAAAGUUUACUCACCCAGUCAGAUCGGUGCGUUUGUGCUGAUGAAGAUGAGAGAAACGGCCGAAGCGUACCUAAACACACCGGUCAAGAAUGCGGUCGUUACCGUUCCGGCGUACUUUAACGAUUCCCAGCGUCAGGCGACGAAGGAUGCGGGCCAAAUUGCCGGGCUGAAUGUGUUGCGCGUGAUUAACGAACCGACGGCAGCGGCCCUGGCGUACGGUAUGGACAAGAGUGAGGAUAAGAUCAUUGCCGUGUACGAUCUCGGUGGUGGUACGUUCGAUAUUUCCAUCCUCGAGAUUCAGAAGGGUGUAUUCGAGGUAAAGUCCACCAACGGUGACACACUGCUCGGUGGUGAGGAUUUCGACAAUCACAUCCUGAACUACCUGGCGCAAGAGUUUAAGAAGGAUCAGGGCAUCGACAUCAAGAAGGACGCGAUGGCAAUGCAGCGGUUAAAGGAAGCGGCCGAAAAAGCCAAAUGUGAACUGUCGUCCGCGGUGCAGACGGACAUUAAUCUACCCUACCUGACGAUGGAUGCAUCCGGACCGAAACAUUUGAAUCUGAAGCUAACGCGUGCGAAGCUGGAAACGUUGGUUGGUGAUCUUAUUAAGCGCACGAUUGCUCCCUGCCAGAAGGCGAUGUCGGAUGCGGAAGUGAAAAAGUCGGACAUUGGCGAGGUGCUUCUGGUCGGUGGUAUGACCCGUAUGCCGAAGGUGCAAUCAUUGGUACAGGAAGUGUUUGGUCGCCAGCCAUCGCGCGCAGUAAAUCCGGACGAAGCCGUUGCCGUUGGUGCCGCUGUACAGGGUGGCGUACUGGCCGGUGAUGUGACCGAUGUGCUGCUGCUCGACGUUACGCCUCUGUCACUCGGUAUCGAAACGCUCGGUGGAGUAUUUACGCGUCUUAUCACCCGCAACACAACCAUUCCGACGAAGAAAUCGCAGGUCUUCUCUACCGCCGCCGACGGUCAGACGCAGGUCGAGAUCAAGGUGCACCAGGGCGAGCGUGAGAUGGCUUCGGACAACAAGAUGCUGGGUUCGUUUACGCUCGUUGGCAUCCCUCCGGCACCGCGUGGCGUCCCACAGAUUGAGGUCGUGUUCGAUAUCGAUGCGAACGGUAUAGUGCAUGUGUCGGCACGUGAUAAGGGAACGGGCAAGGAACAACAAAUCGUCAUUCAAUCUUCCGGUGGCUUGAGCAAGGACGAAAUCGAAAACAUGAUCAAGAACGCGGAACAGUACGCACAGGCCGACAAACAGAAGAAGGACCGUAUCGAAGCUGUCAAUCAGGCGGAAGGAAUCGUGCACGAUACGGAAACGAAGAUGGAAGAAUUCAAAGACCAGCUGCCAAAGGAAGAGUGCGAUAAGCUCCGGGAAGAAAUUGCAAAGGUGCGGGAAAUCUUGGCAAACAAGGAAGAAGCAGAUCCGGAAGAAGUUCGCAAAACGACCAGUGCCCUGCAGCAGUCAUCGUUGAAGCUGUUCGAAAUGGCAUACAAAAAGAUGGCGUCGGAACGUGAGAGCAGCGGCAGCAGUAGCAGUAGUGGAAGCAGCGGCAGCGGUUCAGAGGAAGCCGAAAAGAAGGAGAACAAAAACUAAAUUAGCAAAACUCUACCUACCGUAACAAAGGGAAAGACUCACAUUUGCAACAACCAUAUUCUUUAGACACAAAAAAUCGCAUAAGUAGUGCAGUGGUCAUCACAACAAGCGGGAGAAUUCGUUACAGCAACUAAUAAACCUGAACAGAAUAAACCGUCUGUGGAAGGCUAUUAGUUUACAUCCAUUAGCUGGCGUUUGUGAAGCGUGGCUUCGUCGAUGCUGUCUCCCGGUGGAAGAACGUUGUUCCAUGAUCUUCCUCAAGACCCAGUGAACUGUUUGCAGCAGCUUAUCAACGUUUUGGUUUGGUUGGCAACGGUCGUCGUCGUUUACUAUACACACACUAUCAAUUCGCAACAAGAGUGAUGGGUGUGUGUAGCAUGUAAAAUGCGUAGUUGUUAUCUGUAGUCUUAAUCGUACACCUUCCUUUUCACAUCCUGGAGCAGCGCUCCUCUCUGCAUCCCGCCAAUGUCAAUAGAUUUGGCUUACAUUUAAUGCAAGUUGCACAAAACAAACAAACGGGGAUAGUUUUGCAAUAGAGAGAAGGAGGGUGUAGAGCAUUUUAUUUGGAAGCGUUAAAAGGGUUGAUGGUGAAUAACUUCUCCUAUUAUUACUAAUAUAAACAGAAUCAUCCACCCCGUUCGGCAGGCUAAUGCAUUACAACAUUUUUUUUUUCUGUUGCAAUCGAUAUGGGCACGUUCAAUGGUGCCGUUUUAGAGUAGUGCAGGAAACAGAAAUGUUUGCGGAAGUAUGUAUUACAUUUUCGACUAUUUUCUGUUCUCCGUUCUUCGAUCGCAGAGUGCAGAAUGUGUAGGGUAAAUAUAGGGAAACGAAUGAAGUGGAAAUUUAGCCAGUGUUUUUUUUUUAUUCAUUCUUCGUUGCAAAAUAAAACGAUAACGAACGAUACACAAGGUU
Anopheles moucheti is the source of this 3038-nucleotide messenger RNA. RefSeq names its product heat shock 70 kDa protein cognate 5 (gene Hsc70-5). The transcript is spliced from 6 exons. Gene Ontology annotation, biological process: protein refolding; cellular response to unfolded protein. Bases 105 to 2126 code for a protein of 673 amino acids. Gene Ontology annotation, cellular component: cytoplasm; mitochondrion. The record is from RefSeq and is a predicted model, not a curated record. Lineage: Eukaryota; Metazoa; Arthropoda; Insecta; Diptera; Culicidae. Gene Ontology annotation, molecular function: ATP hydrolysis activity; ATP binding; misfolded protein binding.